ACCAUCAACUUUUAUAUUUGUCAUAGCAAUUAGAAUCAAAUUAAAAAGAGGAAUGGGAAGUCCAAGGAGACCGGAGCUGGUAUCACCGGGAAGAACCGAGCAGGGCGCACAACACGACCUCCACUGAUUUUUCUAAAUUGUUACAUUACUGGAAAAAAAUCCUAGGCUACUACGAGAUGUAUGAGUUGUUCAUUUUCGCCUUCUGUUGUAUCCAUGAACUGCUCAUCUUGGUGAUUUGUGAAGUGCUCAUCAGCUACGUAGUUUAUGAAUAGGUCAUCAUGAUCUGUGAGUUGUUCAUCGCCUAUGCAAUUUAAGAACUGCUCGGAUUUAUGAAUUGCUCACCUUCAGCCAUGUAAUUCAAGAAGGAUUUGCCAUGCUUUGCAACUAAAAUUGCCACUCGGCAAACAUAAUUUGUCAUGAAAAACAUUUAAUUUGUCAUACUCAUCUCUGUGAACACACACAUACUUUAUCCCUAUUAGCACAUCUGAGAUUGCACUAUCAUGUCCUGCAUGACGGCCUAUGUAAGUAAUGGUUGGAAGAAUUUUCUUUAAUUAAGACUCCCUUCGAUCCAUAAUAAAUGUCGCAGCUUUGAACUAAGGCCGUGUUCUGAGUGGAGGGAUAGAAAAAACAUAGGAAUAUAAACCUGUGAAGGAAUUGGGUUGCAUGUAGCUUGAAAACCUUUGUGAUACUCAAAUAGAGGAUCGGCUAAAACUGAGGUGUUCGGGUCAUGGGAUAAAAUCCAAAGAAAAAGCUAAUUGUUGGUACCCACCAAGUUGUAGGCAAACACCAGCACUAGGGCGCAGCUAGUACCUUUCUUUCUCACAUACAACAUUUUAUUUGGGGUACUUCUGCUUUUCCUCGGGCAUCCGCCAACAAAUGAGUUUGGAGUAGAUUUUUUUUCCUUCGGAAUAAACACAAGAAGCCAGCAUUUCUUUUGGAAUACUGUACUGCUAUCCGACAAUGCGAACACUUCAAAGGAAAAGCAUUCAGCAGGAAUUCUUGCGUGUAAAAAUCCUGCAAAAUUCCUGUGAAACGAACGGGCCUAAGGUUAUAUAUUUUUUUAAGAUCGUGUAAAAUGGCGUGCAUGUCUAGCAGUGAGAGUCUUUGGACUCAUACAGCCCAGUAAAAAGCCCAGAUAACUGCAAAAAGAAAAAAAAUCCCGCAGCAUCCAUCAUCCAUCCAUCUCGUCGCCCCGCACCAAACCAAACCCUCACCGGCUCGCCGCGACCCACCGCCGGCGCGGAUGGGAGCACCCAACGCCGGCGCUCUCGCCGCUUAUCCCUAAGAAGUCCGCGCGCCACGCAUCUGAUUAGCCGCUCGUUUCCUCCCAGGAGAUGGCGACGGGAUCCAUGGAGGCGGCCCUCAUGAGCGAUCCGACGAUCAAGCUCCCAGACGACCUCCUGGUCGAGGUCAUCUCGCGCGUGCCCUACAAGUCCACCUGCUGCUGUAAGUGCGUCUCCACGCGCUGGCGGGACCUCAUCACCCACCCCGACCACCGCGAGAAGCUUCCCCAGUCGACCCUCACCGGCUUCUUCUACAAAACCUACGGCAUGGGCCGCGAUCCACGGUGUCCACAUGUUUACCAAAGCGUCUCGGGGAGCUGGUGCCCUCUUGACGCCUCACUCUCGUUCCUACCUGAAUGCAAGGAGCUCGACAUCUUGGAUUGCUGCAACGGCCUCCUCCUCUGCCGACGCCGGACUGCCCCCAAGGCGUUGGAUGACCCUGGGACGUUGGAGUACGUGGUGUGCAAUCCUGCUACUGAGAAGUGGGUAUCGGUGCCCGCCACCGAGUAUUCCUUGUUCGUGAACGAUGCUCGCCUGGGAUUCGACCCGUCCGUCUCCUCCCACUUCCAUGUGUUCGAGUUGGUAACUGCCGUGGCUUUGAAUCUGAAUAAUAAGUAUGAUUAUUGCAUCGAAGAGGUGGGGAUAUACUCUUCCAAAGCUGGUGGUUGGACGCAUCAAAUUGUUUGGGACAAUCCAAUUGAGAUACUCUGCUUAUCAGGUGGCGCAUUUUUCAACGGAGUGUUGUAUUUACGUUCUGAUAGUGAUACAGUUGCAGCCAUCGACGUGCAGGGUAAUUAUAGGAUCAUUCCUAUUCCUACUUCACCUGAUGCUCGUGGUGUUCCUAAUGUUUAUGUAUCACGGGGACAAUUGUAUCUCACAGAUCAUGGUUCUUCUGAACUGUCAAUCUGGGUUCUUGAAGAUUCUAUUAGUGAAAAUUGUUGGACAUUGAAGCUCAAAGUCAGCUACAUGCAACUGGUCGGAGUAGAGUAUUCAAGCGCCGGGGAACAUUAUGGUGUUAUCUCAGCCCACCCAGAAGACAAUGUGAUGUUCAUAACUGUAGAAUCUGCAUCGAGGAUCUUUCCGCAGAUGAAAUUAUUUUCAUACGAAAUGGAUUCGAGGGAGCCGCGGUUCAUAUGUGAUCUUGGACGGAAUUCAAGGUGCCCUUAUCUUCCAUAUGUUCCUUUGUUCUCGGAGUCAUUGGCGGACGGGCACUAAAUGUUUGUGUAUUGAAGCCUUCACAAUUGUCCAUCUUACUGAUGAUGAUAGUGAACUUAGAUCUUGAAUAUGAGUAAUCUGGGUAAGUUGUGAUAAGCUGUUGGUGCUUGACUGAAGUCAUGUACCUAACAUUAUGCUGCGAGCUAUUCAGUCAACUUCUCUGUUAAUCAUGGAUACGUGACCGUUAUAUAUAGAUACGGCAUGUACCUGUUGGUGCUUGAGUGAUGUACUCCCUCCGUAAACUAAUAUAAGAGCGUUUAGAUCACUACUUUAGUAGUCUAAACGCUCUUAUAUUAGUUUACAGAGGAAGUAUAUAACAGUACUCUGCCCGUGUUUGUGUAGUGUUAUAUAUAUAUUGGAACUAUUAUGAAUAUUUUAAUAUCUGCAUUCUGGUCUCUGUUAUUUCUCUAUUGGGUAUACCAACUUUUAUUUGCGGCAGUACAUGAUAACAUGAAUGGUUAUGUUGUUGUUCUUAAUCUGUCCUAUAAUCUAUCUUGUUGUUUGGGUGGACCUGGAAUGGCCAGGGCUGCUGUUGCAUUUCCACGGAGAUUCAGUUGUCUUUGGUAUUUCAUUUAUGUGCACUAUUUUCAUGUCUGCUGAAGCCGAGAUUCAGUUUUCUGAUAUAUGAACUGCUGUUUCCAUGCAAGUGCUUUUUUGCCUUUCUGGUUUUGAUUGUGUUCGUGUCACCUUCAGUGGUCUCAAAGCACGGUUCCUCCAGAUGCAAGUUCUAACAGACGAGUUGCCCGCUUCAUUCAUGGGGACUGGGGUUGCAGAUUUAUCAACACAAAAACUUCUUAUUGUUUGUUCCAUACCGUAAUUUUGAUUGUUUGUCAAAUGAUAUAUAUCUGGAGAACGUUCAGAUUGAAGGCAAUAUGGUCUGCACAUUUGAGUCAGUUCUAGAUGAAGAGUGAGAUUUGGCAUGCGUUGUGCACCAGGAUAUGUGGUUGGUAUGUGUAGUGGAUGGCAUUUGUGUUGAUUUGUUCAAUUCAUGAGCAAAAAUUGUCUGAUGGUUUCUUGCUGCGAUCCAAUCUUCAACGCUUGUACCUGAACAUUUUUUAAGAGUUUAAUGUAAUUAAAAACAGUGUUCGUUGAAUUUUAAAAAAUGUAACUAUAAAAUUAUUUAUGUAUUAAAAA
Messenger RNA from Aegilops tauschii subsp. strangulata, 3632 nucleotides. RefSeq names its product F-box protein At5g07610-like. Gene Ontology annotation, molecular function: protein binding. NCBI's taxonomy places the organism in Eukaryota, Viridiplantae, Streptophyta, Magnoliopsida, Poales, Poaceae. The record is from RefSeq and is a predicted model, not a curated record.